AUACACCAUCUCCGUGUUGCUGCCCUCCGCCUACCUGAUCGGCCUCAUCUUCACCCUGAAGACCCACUCCCACAUCUACGACAUCCAAGUCAGUGACGGGCACGACCACCACCAGGGUCAGUGCCCACCGGGGGGCGCCAGCGGGGGUCACGGCACGGUCGUCCACUGGUCCAGGUUGAGGGCUCUGUCUGUGCUGAUCAUGGCCACGCUGCUAAUGGCUGCCUGUGCCGACCUCACCACGGAGCACAUCAAACCCAUCCUCGACCACUCCGCCAUCUCCCAGUAUUUCAUCGGCGUGACCGUGUUGGCGAUGGUGCCAGAAAUUCCUGAGAUCUUCAACGGAAUCCAGUUUGCCCUGCAGAAUAACAUCAGUCUCAGCUUGGAGGUGGGAAACUGCAUAGCAGUGCAAGUCUGCAUGAUUCAGAUUCCCUUACUCAUCUUGUUCAACACUUUUUAUGAUGUGGGAUUCAUGCUCCUGUUCAGUGACUUGCAUCUUUGGGCCAGCAUCUUUAGUGUGAUUGUGGUCAACUACAUUUUCAUGGAUGGCAAGUCUGACUACUUUCAGGGGACUGCUUUGGUGGUGGUUUACCUCAUUCUACUGGCGUUGUACUUUUUCGCCCCAUCACCCCGUGCCUGUUGAGCUGCUCCGCAAAGAACAAACUUCAACUCCUAGAGUCCUGUCAGUCACUAUUUACAGGAGCUGCCUUUGUGUUAACUAUUUCGAUGCCAUGUCGAGUUAUAUUCUGUCUUUCAGUCGUAUUCAUAAGGGCUCGCAGUGGGAAGUCCAGGUAGUCCCUCCCUGUUGCAAUUUGUUUUCUUCCAUUUGUGCCUAAUGAACAUGCCCUUUACCUUUGGAAUUAUUUGCAUUAUGAUUUUUAAAUUAACAUUCCUUCUAUUUAAGCACUGCACAUCCUGGGGUGUAUGUAAAUGACAUGUAGGAGACAUGUGUUUUCAGUAGGAUUUUGGUAGAUUAAAAUGCAAAUGUUAAAGCAGGGUAUGUUAAUAUUGAAUUUAUAAAGUGGUCACAAUUGUGCUUCACAUUCAUUGGCCUUUGGGUAUUAAGCUGGGUUCAUAUGGACCAAGAAAUCUACACAUGGUGUUAUGCUAGGAUUUGUAUGGGAAAAAGUACACAUUUACUGCCACUUUCUUGACCUUCCUGUUCUGUUUUCUAUUCUUGUGAUUUUCUUUGUUGCAAAGUAUUGCAUUGGAUAAGGUGCAGCCAGGUCUAUUUCAACAAGGUCUUGUACCUGAGCAGGCAGGUAAACAACCUUCCACACAGCUCUCUGUAAAGGAAUGGUAUCUAGUCAUAAGCAAGGGCAUGCCAAUUUCAAUGUGCUUGUUGCACAGAGGAUGUUAUGGUGGUUAAAUAAAUCUUGACUAUUAGGCAAACCUAGAUAGUACUUGGUAAAGUGUGCACUACAAGGGUUCAUGCAAGGAUGACAGCUCAUUCCAUGCCAGUUACCAUUACUGUUGAAGCAGACAAACCAUUCCC
Salvelinus fontinalis (brook trout) is the source of this 1492-nucleotide messenger RNA. RefSeq lists its product as uncharacterized. Gene Ontology annotation, cellular component: membrane; endomembrane system. The transcript has 6 exons. Gene Ontology annotation, molecular function: calcium:proton antiporter activity. Gene Ontology annotation, biological process: calcium ion transmembrane transport; intracellular calcium ion homeostasis. Bases 200 to 640 code for a protein of 146 amino acids. Lineage: Eukaryota; Metazoa; Chordata; Actinopteri; Salmoniformes; Salmonidae. The record is from RefSeq and is a predicted model, not a curated record.